Messenger RNA from Strongyloides ratti, 1323 nucleotides. RefSeq lists its product as hypothetical. Lineage: Eukaryota; Metazoa; Nematoda; Chromadorea; Rhabditida; Strongyloididae. The record is from RefSeq and is a predicted model, not a curated record. Bases 1 to 1323 code for a protein of 440 amino acids. The transcript has 2 exons.
AUGUUAGAAGGCGAUAAUUUUACAGAAUUUACAGAAAGUAUAUUACAAAAAUGUUCUUGCUCUUUUACUCACCAUUAUUCAUCAUCUAUUGAAGGAACUUUUAUAUGUGAAGAAGAUAAGAAAGUUAGCGAUAUUUUAAGUGUUGUAACAAGUGAUACUGACUAUAAAAAAUUAUCAAUAUUAUCAACUAAAUUUAAUACUUUUAAUUAUAAUGUACCUAAACGAAAAAUAAUUUUAACAAAAAAAGAUGAAAAAUUUUUAAAACAAUUAAAAUAUUUAAAAAAAAAUAGUAAAUGUUCGUGUAAAGAAAUUAAAAAUAAUUUUAUUAAUAAUAAUUCUAUAAAUCUUGGUUGUGUAAAUGGAAAACAUAUUUUAGAAAAUAUUAAAAAAAGUAUACAAAUGAAAGUUAAAAAAUAUUUUGAUAGUGAUAUGUUAUGUCAAAAGGUAUGGAAAUCUCCACCAAACAAAUAUUAUCUGGUAAAAAAUUUAGAUAAUUAUCAUGAUAAUUCAAAUACCACAAAUAGUUUUUUAAAAAAUACAUCAUAUAAAAUGAUUCCAGAACAUUACCCAGAAUGUUCUUUUUCUUAUAUUAAACAUUUUUUAAUUUCUACUUCUAAAAAUGAUGUAAUUGCUGGAAGUUAUGUUUUAAUGAAUUCUAAUCCUAAGUAUACGAUAAUAUAUUCACAUACAGAAGAUACUAAUUUAUAUCAUCAUACAAAUAUUUUUCCACAUAUUCAAAAUGUAGCAGAAUUUUUAAAUGUAAAUUUUGUUACUUAUGAUUAUAGUGGUUAUGGCAUGACUUCUGGUACACCAUCUAUUGAGAAUUUACAAAAUAAUUUAAAAACAAUAAUAAAUUAUGUAAAUACUCAACUUGGAAUAGAAAAAGAUAAAAUAAUUUUAUGGGGUUCAUCAUUAGGUGGAACUUUGUCAGCUAAUAUAACAGUUAGUGAAACAGAUAUUAGUGGUUUAAUUUUAUUUGAAACACCAAAUACAAUGUUAGAACAUCUUUGUUAUAAAGAUAAAUUUUACAAUAAUCAAAAAUAUAAAAAGUAUUCUAAAUAUAAGAAAGACUUUAAUACUUGUGAAGCUGUAUCAAAAAUAAAUGUUCCUAUUUUAAUUGUAAGAAAUCAACUUGCCACAAAUGUUUCGUAUUCAACAUCCUUUGAAAUUUAUAAAGCUGCAGCAAAUGUUUCUUUUUGUCAUACUGUGUUUAGUAAAAAAAAUACAAAUUUCCUUCAUAACAGUGAAGCAUUAUUAAGAGUCAAAGGAUUCUUAGAAUACGAUAUUAAUUUAAAAAAUAUAAGCAACACAUUAAAUCAAUAA